This is a messenger RNA of Sus scrofa (pig), 6136 nucleotides long. RefSeq names its product palladin, cytoskeletal associated protein (gene PALLD). NCBI's taxonomy places the organism in Eukaryota, Metazoa, Chordata, Mammalia, Artiodactyla, Suidae. The record is from RefSeq and is a predicted model, not a curated record. Gene Ontology annotation, molecular function: protein kinase activity.
CCAAGGCCACAGUCAUCUCAGAGUGACCAGGGCCCAAGCAGUGUGUCAUGAAGAGCCGGGGCCGGGCCCCACUCCCCCAGCAGAGAAGCAACCCUCGUGGGAAACCCCUCACCUGUUAGGGGUCUUCGAACUGACCACGGGAUCGAAAGGAGCUGGUCCCAGCGCCUGGCCUCCGGUGGGAAGUGGACAGAGUGCACGAGUGCGGCCCCACCAUGUCUGAGACUUCCUCCCACGACUCCUUCUACGACUCCCUGUCGGAUGUGCAGGACGACGGCGACACCGCGGACUUCUUUCCUGGGCUCUCGGCUUUUCUCAGUCAGGAAGAGAUACACAAGAGCCUUGACCUAGCCCGCAGAGCCAUUGCCUCCCCCGAGCCAGAGGGCUGCGACCCCGAGGAGCUCUCACAGAGGCUCAGCCCUGCUCCUGGGAGCCUCUGGGAGCCGCCUUCCCACCAGGAACCCAGGUCAGGUGGGCCCGGGGCCCCAGCGAGACCUGGCGGCCACAGGCCCGCACCUAUGCACCCUCCACCGGCCGAGCAAGCCCAGCGUAUCUCCUCUCCUGCGCCGAGGAAGAAACCGGCCGUCUCGCCUCUGCUGGCCAGCCCCAGCUACAUCCGGAGCCUCCGCAAGGCUGGGAAGCACGUGGCAAAGGCUCCCAGCACCAGCGCCAAGCCCAAAGCCACGCGCCACGGCAGGCCUGGUCCCCAGAGCCAGCUGUGCGACAAAGCGGCCAGCUUCAUUGAGGAGCUGACGUCCAUUUUUAGAGAAGCCGCAAAGCCAAGAAACAGAAGCCCCAACGGGGAGUCCUCAUCCCCAGACAGCGGGUACCUAUCCCCCCAAAACCAGCCGUCAACCCUGCGGAGCGCCCCCGCCAGCCAGAGCCCCACCGGGGACCCGCCAGAGGUGGACGUGGAGGCCGAGGCCAAACUCCCUGUGACUGGGCAUCACUCCUCCGCGGCCCGGGGCGCAGCCCGGUCCUCCCGCAGCCCCUCGCCCCCGCCGCCCCUCAGCGCACGCCACCUCCCAUCAGCUCCCCGGUUCACCCAGAAGCUGCGGAGCCAAGAAGUGGCAGAAGGAAGUCGCGUCUACCUGGAAUGCAGAGUCACCGGAACCCCAGCUCCUCGGGUCAGAUGGUUCUGUGAAGGGAAGGAACUGCACAACAGUCCUGACAUCCAGAUCCAGGGGGACGGCGACCUGCACACGCUGCUCAUAGCUGAGGCCUUCGAGGACGACACGGGCCGAUACACCUGCCUGGCCACCAACCCCAGCGGCUCCGACGCCACAUCUGCCGAGGUGUUCAUUGAAGGUGCCAGUUCAUCUGAUUCUGACAGUGAAAGUGUAGCUUUCAAGUCAAAACCUGGAGCCAUGCCACAAGCUCAGAAGAAAACAACUUCCGUUUCCUUGACGAUAGGAUCAUCGUCUCCCAAGACAGGGGUGACCACCGCCGUGAUUCAGCCACUGUCUGUCCCCGUUCAGCAGGCCCCCAGCCCCACCUCGUACCUCUGCCGGCCAGAUGGACCUGCAGCUGCCUGCCUCCCUCCUGUCUUCACCAAGGAGCUGCAGAGCAUCGCGGCGACCGAGGGCCAGGUGGUGGUGCUGGAGUGCCGGGUCCGAGGCGCGCCCCCGCUGCAGGUGCGGUGGUUCCGACAGGGCAGUGAAAUCCAGGACUCUCCAGAUUUCCGGAUCCUACAGAAAAAACCUCGAUCCACGGCUGAACCUGAGGAGAUCUGCACCCUCGUCAUCGCAGAGACGUUUCCCGAGGAUGCGGGGGUCUUCACCUGCUCUGCCAGCAAUGACUAUGGGACAGUCACCAGCACCGCCCAGCUGCUGGUCACUUCAGCCAGCACAGAAACCUGCGGCUACGACUCAGCAGGAGAGGCCAGCACGGGCCACUUCCAGCCCUUCCCGCCGCCCCCUCCAGUCUGGGAGACCAGCCCCUUCGAGCUGGCUUCAAAGGAACCCGCUGAGAUCCAGCCGGGGAACAGCCCCACAUUAGGACUGAGUCCAGUGGCCCUUCCGUUCAGUCCCACCGAGAGGGAGCCCAACGGAGUCCAUGCCAGCCACGGCCAUGGCAUGAAUGGGCUGGUGAACGGCAAGGCUGAUGGAGGGGAACCCCUGCCGCCACCACCCGCCCUGCUGUCGCCCACAAAGGAACCACCUCCUCUGCUGGCCAAGCCAAAACUGGACGCACUGAAGAUCCAGCAGCUGCAGCAGCAGAUCCGCCUGGAGCGCGAGGCCCGCGCGCGCCCCUCGCCGCCCGCGUCCCCGGAGCCGGCGCGCCCGGAGCCCAUGAGCGCGCUCGCCGCCCGGCCCGCGCGCGCCAUGCAGGCCUCCGGCUCGUUCAGCUAUGCGCGCCCCAAGCAGUUCAUCGCGGCGCAGAGCCUGAGCCCCGGCUCCCCUGCAUCCCCAACGCCCCCCGCCGGCCGCGCGCCGCCUCCCGAGCCCGAGGCGCCAUGGAGCGCGCUCCCGCCGCCACCCCCGCCGCUGAGCCCCACCGCGGUAGCCCCAGGGCCCGACGUGUUCCCGCCGCCGCCGCCACCGCCUCCGCCCGGCCCGGGCCCCACGCCCCGCGCCGCCCGGUCCGGCCCGGGCCCGGCGCCCGCAGCGUUGCUCUGUGCCCUGCUGCCCUCACCGCCCGCCGCCGCCACCGUCCCGACCACAGUCUCGGCGCUCGGCCUGCCACGUGCCGCCCCAGCCGCGGCAUUUCCCAAGAAGGCAAGCAGGACCACCAGGAUGGCCUCCGACGAGGAGAUCCAGGGCUCCAAGGACGCCGUCAUCCAGGACUUAGAACGGAAGCUGCGCUUUAAGGAGGACCUGCUUAACAAUGGGCAGCCGAGGCUGACCUACGAGGAGCGGAUGGCACGGCGGCUGCUGGGUGCUGAUAGCGCCACUGUCCUCAGUGCACAGGAGCCGGAGGAGGGGCCGGCCAGCCAGGGCCCUGGGUCUCCUCAUGCUUCUGUGGGGGAUCCUCUGGAUGGUCAAAAGGAGUACAAGGUCUCCAGCUGUGAACAGAGACUCAUCAGCGAGAUCGAGUACAGGCUGGAAAGGUCCCCUGUGGAUGAAUCAGGGGAUGAAGUCCCCUGGGGGGACGUGUCUGUGGAGAGCAGCGCGGCUCCGUUCUUCGAGGUGAAGCUGAAGCAUUACAAAGUCUUUGAGGGGAUGCCGGUGACUUUCAUGUGCAGAGUGACUGGGAAUCCAAAGCCGAAGAUCUACUGGUUUAAAGAUGGAAAGCAGGUCUCUCCCAGGAACGAUCACUACAUCAUCCAGAGCGACCCCGAUGGGACCUGCUCUCUGCACAUGGCGGCCUCCACCUUGGAUGACGACGGGAACUACACCAUCAUGGCCUCGAACCCUCAGGGCCGCAGCAGCUGCACGGGACGGCUGAUGGUGCAGGCGGUGAACCAGAGGGGCCGCAGCCCCCGCUCGCCCGCAGGCCACCCUCACGGCAGAAGGCCUCGUUCCAGAUCCAGGGACAGUGCGGAUGAAAGUGAACCCAUUCAAGAGCGAUUCUUCAGACCUCACUUCCUGCAGGCGCCUGGGGACUUGACUGUCCAGGAGGGAAAACUCUGCCGGAUGGACUGCAAGGUCAGUGGGCUGCCGACCCCAGAUCUCAGCUGGCAGUUGGAUGGAAAGCCCAUCCGCCCGGACAGUGCCCACAAGAUGCUGGUGCGUGAGAACGGGGUGCACUCGCUGAUCAUUGAGCCCGUCUCGGCCCGGGACGCUGGCAUCUACACCUGCGUGGCCACCAACCGGGCAGGACAGAACUCCUUCAGCCUGGAGCUUGUGGUUGCAGCUAAGGAGGCACACAAGCCCCCCGUGUUUCUGGAGAAGCUGCAGAACACGGGUGUGGCCGACGGAUACCCGGUGCGCCUGGAGUGCCGGGUGGCGGGGGCACCGCCACCACAGAUCUUCUGGAAGAAAGAAAACGAAUCGCUCACUCACAGCACCGACCGAGUGAGCAUGCACCAGGACAGCCACGGCUACGUGUGUCUGCUCAUCCAGGGAGCCAGCAAGGACGACGCCGGCUGGUACACCGUGUCGGCCAAGAACGAGGCGGGGAUCGUGUCCUGCACAGCCCGGCUGGACGUGUACAUUUCUCAGCAUUAACAGUGACCCUCGCCAGGAGGACAGUGCCCAACCCAGUGGCAGCAGCCACCGCCAAGUACGAAGCCGAAGCGGGUGCGGCCCUCGGCCAGCCGCUACGCCGCGCUCUCGGACCAGGGCCUGGACAUCAGAGCCGCCUUCCAGCCCGAAGCCAGCCCAUCCCACCUGACGCUGAGCCCGGGCCUGGUGGAGAGUGAGGACCUGUAACCCCGUUUCUCACCAGAGCCGAGACACUGCACCAGCCGUGGCCUUGACCAGCGUUCUCCUCCGUCCUAUUACAGGAAAGGCAGAAACGCACCUUUGACUCUUAAGACAUAAAACAACACCCGAAUCCCACUUUUCUUCCCGGUAAACCAAUCAAAGAGGUGGCGCAGGCGGCACAGAGGCAGCGCACUCUUGCACAGAGAACUCACACUGAGCAGCCAGGUGUAAACUUUGGGGAUUGCUGUGAUUACAGGGUCUGAGAUGCCAGAGUGCUGAAGGAACACAGGUCACCACAGCUGCCUGGUCACAAGUGCCUUCACCACUCGCGCAGGUGCUGCCGGCAGAGCGGGUGCUCCCACGUGGGAUGGGAGGCGGGGAGGGCGCCACCCAGAAUUCCAAGCAGACGCCUCAUCUUUACAAAUCAUUGUCUACUAAGUCGGACGGAAGCACCCACCUGCCUUCAAGUUUUAUUCACGUCGAGAGUUUUCUAACAAGGUUAACAUCUUAGUUCCUAACCUUUUUUUCUUUGUGUGUAGUAGUUGCUUUUUCUGUUACCUUGGUAGGAAGCUUACUGACAAACCAUAUUCUAGUACAAAUACACCUAAAAAGUACUCUGUACAGAGCAGAACUAAAUCACAGUCCAUUCCACAAAGCGCAUCCAAACCACCCAAGUGACCAAGGUGAGUAGCGUGCAGAGGAAAGGGGUUUGGAAGGAGCAGAGAGGAGGGGAGGGAAAUGCGACCGGCACUGAGACUGUGCUCGCUGAGAUGAAAGCAGGACAGCAGGAGGUGGUAAAGGCCAGGCUUUUCUUCGGUUUUCUUCAAAACUCAUCAAAGCACAGGUGAGCCGCCACUGCCGGUCCCUAAUCAGGGAACCAAGGGUCAGCCAGGAAGAAGCUUGUGCUCCGGACGCUGCAGUGUCUGAGCUGGGGCUGUCGCUGGAGGUUUUAGGUGCGAAGCGCAAGUUGAACAUAAGGCUGAGCUGUGAAGUUGUCACGGAUCAGAAACAGCGGGUGGGCUCUGAUCUGCUUGGGGCGAAUGUAGACUUAGGGAGACAGAAGUAGGUUGGCGUCAAGGUACAGGGGGAAAGCUGGUUCACUUCCCUGCUGCCAUGAGACCUUUGCCUUAAGGUGCUGGGUUCCAAGGACUUGGUGCAGGCAUCUCGGCCAAGACUGCUUUUCGAUGUCUGUGGUUCUUUGUCAGCCACAUGGAGUGGAUUCUGACCAGACUUGAGGGUUUUUAAGUCGGAACCAAGAAACUUAAAAAGGGGAAAAAGCAAUUUGGCCUGCUAUUCUAAAACAUGAGUCUUUAAUGGUACUUUGCUACGAAGCGAACACACUGUAUUCCUUACGCAAAACACAUAAUCUUCCAUUAUUUAUAAUGAAAAUGUUGAACUCUCUUAGCUCAGUUACUCAGUUCGAUACGUAGUAUUUUUAAUGCUUUUGUAUCUGUGUGCCACCCUGUGUAUUCUAUAUGACUACUUGUAUGAGCACCAACCAACCACGCCUUAGCUGACAGGCUUGAGCUCCGGUGCCCCAGGCUCCACAGGGGCCCAGGUUCUCCGACCACACCUGCGUGCAUUGCUUCUGUGAGGUUUUGGACACGUGCCAACUCUUUCCUGGACCUUUCUCUAUUGUAGAAUUUAUCUUACUUGCCAAAUUUUUCUGAAUGUGACUUUUUGCUAAUUUGCUGGUUUUGGGAUUAAGUAGCAUCAUUUUGCCACCUUUCAUGUUAUAUUUAUAAAAAAAAGUAUUAUCUUACUACUUUGGAUUGUUGUGCUGGUGUAAUGUGGAUUUAACAUCAAUAAAUAUUUAACAGAAUAGUGGCAAA